This is a messenger RNA of Synchytrium microbalum, 753 nucleotides long. RefSeq lists its product as uncharacterized. The coding region runs from base 1 to 753 and encodes 250 amino acids. NCBI's taxonomy places the organism in Eukaryota, Fungi, Chytridiomycota, Chytridiomycetes, Synchytriales, Synchytriaceae. Gene Ontology annotation, molecular function: tRNA 2'-phosphotransferase activity. The transcript is spliced from 6 exons. Gene Ontology annotation, biological process: tRNA splicing, via endonucleolytic cleavage and ligation. The record is from RefSeq and is a predicted model, not a curated record.
AUGGCAUCUCAGAGGCCCGUAUUCAUACAACCGCAGGCAUCAAGUAGCUCUAGUAUCAGCACUAGCAACAGCAUGCUGCCAAGCUCCAGCUCAUCAAGAGCAUCAAGACCCAAAAAUCAAACUGGAAUGUCUGCUCACGACAGAGCAAAGAAGCUUUCAAAGGCUCUAUCCUAUAUAUUACGACAUGGUGCUAUCAAGGAAGGAUUUGAUAUCCGUUCCGAUGGGUUUGUCAAAGUAUCUGAUCUGUUGGCAAACUCGAGAUUCACAGGCUAUACCUUUGAAGAGGUGCAAGCUGUGGUGCGAGACAAUGACAAGCAACGCUUUACCCUCAUGGAAGAACAGGCUGAUGAUGGUCAAGUGAUACAUUGGAUUAAAGCAAAUCAAGGACAGAGUAUUGAGCUUGAAGAUCUGGAUUUACAAAUCAUACACAGUGCAGAGGAUCUACCUGUUGCUGUGCAUGGUACAUUCAACAGCAAAUGGCCCAUGAUAGCCAAAUCUGGGCUGAAACGAAUGGCAAGAACACACAUUCACAUGUCGCCUGGUUUACUUGGGCAAGAUGGUGUUAUAAGCGGAAUGAGAAAAGAUUGUGAAGUAUAUAUCUACAUCAAUGUUGCUGCGGCCAUGAAGGAUGGAAUAGUGUUUGAGAAAUCACCAAACAAUGUCAUAUUGUCUCGUGGUCUGGAUGGUGUUAUAGUUCCCAAAUACUUUGAACGUGUAGUGGAUGAAAAGGGGAAGGUAGUACCUAUGCCGUGA